Vigna angularis (adzuki bean) is the source of this 735-nucleotide messenger RNA. RefSeq names its product 17.3 kDa class II heat shock protein-like. The coding region runs from base 274 to 651 and encodes 125 amino acids. Gene Ontology annotation, biological process: response to heat; response to salt stress; protein complex oligomerization. NCBI's taxonomy places the organism in Eukaryota, Viridiplantae, Streptophyta, Magnoliopsida, Fabales, Fabaceae. The record is from RefSeq and is a predicted model, not a curated record. The transcript has a single exon.
CCUAAGUGUUUCACACACUCCUUCCCCGCGUCACUCCCUCCCCACAAUAUACUUUUCUAUUACACCUUCGCCCUGCAGUAACGGAACCAGAUCUUGCCACGAAAUAUACUGGACUGUUACUGCUGAAGAUGAGAGGGAGGUACAGGGAAUCAGGAUGAUGAGGUGUGCAGGGGAUCAUCAUAUGGACACUUGCAUAUGGAUAGGACAAAGCCCAAAAUCGAAAGAAUGAAUUUUGUUUCUUAAGGCACGAACAGUCAAAACCUUAAUAAAAGCAUGGGAAUUAGGUACGGAACCUCCUGUAACUUCCUUCUAAUAUUUUGUGAAUUUUUUUGGACGUAUCCAAAUUCUUACGCGUUUGUGAUCGACAUGCCUGGACUGAAAGGUGGGAACAUUAACGUGCAGAUGGAGGAGGACAGUGUGCUAGUUAUUAGCGGCCAGAAGAAGAGGGAGAAGGAGGAAGUAAGGACUAAGUAUUUGAGGAUGGAGAGAAGAGUAGGAAAGUUCAUGCGCAAGUUUAAGUUUCCGCAUAAUGCCAACAAAUAUACCAUAUCUGUCAGGUAUCAGGAUGGUGUGCUCACCGUCACCAUGAACAAGUUGCCUCCUCCUUCUCCACACAAGGAGUUAAAGCCUCUUGUAUUCAAGGUUGAUUAAAUUUCUUGAUUUUCAAGAUCGACCGGUGGCAUUGCACUGCACCUAUCUCUAUCCAUGCCUUCAUUUUCUGAAUGUUUUUAUAUG